Molecule: messenger RNA, 1197 nt
Organism: Hipposideros armiger (great roundleaf bat)
Lineage: Eukaryota; Metazoa; Chordata; Mammalia; Chiroptera; Hipposideridae
Gene: NKX3-2
Product: NK3 homeobox 2
Exons: 1
Coding region: 574-1197 (207 amino acids)
Source: RefSeq, a predicted model, not a curated record
GAAACAGAUAAAACCAGGGCAGGGGGUAAAAAGGUGCCCCGGGCCUCUCGGAAUCCAGCGGCCGCCGCCGCCGGGGUGGGCUCCGGAAGAGCCGGCCCAGCAGGGAAGGGAGAAGACUAGCCAGGAGCGAAAUUUUGCAGGCGGGGAAGAGGCAGAGGCGUAAAGAAAAAGUGACUCCGGUCGUGCGCCUCGGAGGCGCUUAAGAGGGGACUGCGGGCGCGAAGGGGCCCCCGCCGAUCCCCCCCUCUCCGUCCUCAGAGAGGGCAGACCCCGGCCCGCCUCUCAGGACGCGAGGCGAUGAGAUAAUCCAGCUGAGCUGCGAAAGGAGCGCGUCUGGCGCUGGAUUGGGAGGGAGGGGUCUCCUGGCGGGAAGGGCCUCGGAAGUGGGGGUGAGGGUCGGCGCCGAUCCCGGGCCAGAGCGGGGCGGGGGCUCCUGGGAAGCGCAGGAGUGGGCUGCAGGACCCUCGCGCGCGGGGCUCAAUCGCGCUGCGGCGGCCCGCGCGCUCCGUCCAACUCCGAGCUGCCCCGCGCCCCCGCCGCCCGCCCGGCGGGCCGCUCCGGCCCGCGGCGCAGAUGGCGGUGCGCGGCACCAACACCUUGACGCCCUUCUCCAUCCAGGCGAUCCUCAACAAGAAAGAGGAGCGCGGCGGGCUGCCCGCGCUGGAGGGGCGCCCGGUGCCCGGGGGCACAGCGGUAGCAGUGGCUGCGGCGCCCGCUGUCUGCUGCUGGCGGCUCUUUGGGGAGACAGAUGCGGGCGCGCUGGGGGGCGCCGAGGACUCUCUGCUGGCGUCGCCUGCUGGGACCAGAACGGCUGCGGGAAGGACCGCGGAAAGCCCGGGCGGCUGGGAUUCGGACUCGGUGCUGAGUGAGGAGAACGAGGGCGGCCGGCGCUGCGCGGACGCGCCGCGGGCCCGCGGGGCCAGCCGUGCGGGGGAGACCCUGGGCCUCGGCCAGCCGGUCUGCGAGCUGCCCGCCGCCAAGGACCUGGAGGAGGAAGCCGCAGGCCGGAGCGACAGCGAGAUGUCCGCCAGCGUCUCAGGUUCGCUGAGGCUUCACUGGGAAGGGGGCCGGGCUGAGAGGCUGGGCAAGGAGGGCAACCUCGCCGAGUGGGGUGGGACUGCAGUGAGCACCCUGCGCCCUGGGGCCCGAGGGCUGGUCCGGACCCGAAGCGCUGCGCGCUGGCGCGGACGGGUCUAA